UAAAACCACCGACCGAUGUCUAAAGGAGCACAGUUCUCGCUGAUACUUGUCGUGAGUCACAACGUGCUUUUCUUGCUAAUCAAUAAUUUGUGUAUGAUGAAGGUACUCGUAGUGAUUAUUGCUCUGUGCUCUUUAAUCGCAGUAGCACUUGCUGGGCAAAGCGUCCUGUUAAACGCAACUCAUCCAGAUCAUCCGGGCAAGUGCUACGAUUCUUCCUCGGAUAUUGAGUUCAAUCCUGAUGAAACAAAAUCGAUUCCCGGCACCUGUACCGAGGCUUUCUGCUCCAAGGAUUUCUCCCUGACUUACACGAGCUGCAUUGUGUAUACACUAGACGACCCAAACUGCGAAAAGAUAGAACAGGAUUUAAGCAAGGACUACCCAGAAUGCUGCAAAAAAUAUAAAUGCGUACACGAUGGAAAAGUUUCUUAUCAUUGAUCAUU
This is a messenger RNA of Ochlerotatus camptorhynchus, 440 nucleotides long. RefSeq lists its product as uncharacterized. Bases 16 to 435 code for a protein of 139 amino acids. The transcript is spliced from 3 exons. Lineage: Eukaryota; Metazoa; Arthropoda; Insecta; Diptera; Culicidae. The record is from RefSeq and is a predicted model, not a curated record.